Molecule: messenger RNA, 1321 nt
Organism: Lentinula edodes (shiitake mushroom)
Lineage: Eukaryota; Fungi; Basidiomycota; Agaricomycetes; Agaricales; Omphalotaceae
Exons: 1
Coding region: 199-957 (252 amino acids)
Source: RefSeq, a predicted model, not a curated record
GCAGGAAGUACGAAUGAUUCACCCACAUCCACCGCUACACUGGCCCCAACAGCAGCUACUUCAAAUUCUCUGAAAACUGGCAUAAUCGUUGGCAUAAUACUUGGUAUUCUAGCAUUCGUCGGUCUAUGUCUGGCCCUCCUAGUGGCCUACACACGAUCCCGGCGGCGUAAACGCACCGACGCAUUCAAACGUCAACUCAUGACUCGUCAAAUUUCACCAUUGGUGUUCAACAGAAUGACUUCGUCACCUUCGUCUACUGAAAGAGAUGGAAGUGGAGAUGGAGAUGGGUAUCGUGAAUACGUUCCGGAGGAGGACUACAGAAAUGUAAUCGAAACGGGGACUGUUCAAAUAGCUGAACAGGAAGAAUCAUCCUCAUUGUCGCAUCUUAAUUCAAUGUACUCGGAACAAUCUGUACACUCGGUGUACUCGGACUCGCCAUCUGUUUUCUAUACAGCCGUUCCUAUUCCUCGAGCUGUGGGUGCCACUACUUCAGCGCCAUCUCAAACUUCACCCCCUCCUGCUCCGCAAACUCUUAGCUAUUCAGCAUUGGACCUGACCUUCGAUUCUGAUCUCAAAUUCCCGGCGUCCAUUUCAGACACCCCUUCUGCUCCUGUAGCUUCAGACUCCCAAUUUAGUACUUCGACUUCUCAGCCUGAAUCUACAUCCACUCUUCCUCAGCUUGCCCCAGGCUGGGUCUUCCCUCGUAUUCAACCCCGUCUCAGUCAACUCCCUCUUCCGAAAACCGAUCGCCAGAUGGAUAUAUACGAUCGCAAGGUCCGAUUACAAGGGAAACUAAUUGGGCUACAGGGAUGGGGAAAUGUGACAGCUUCAGAAAGCCAAAAAGCAAAAAUGAAGGAGGUCAGUGAACAGAUUGGAAGAUUGGAGACUUUAGAGAAUUCAGAUUGGGCUUUGGGGAGAAGCAACGAGGUGCCGAUCUGGGGAUUGGGGCUCUCAUAAUCAAGAUGUACGAUAGGAACCAGGGACUGAGGAUCGCGUGAUAGACAUUGUUGGUCCUAUGGUGACAUUGGAAAAUGGGGAGAAGGAUAAAGGAAGCAUUGAGAAUAACAGAAAAUCAAGUUUGACACUUCUGAACAUUUUCUGCUCGUAUACGCGUUUAUGUAUAAGUAUAGCGAUUUCUCCAAGUUACACACAUUCCAUCAUCGCUCAGGCGACGUUUCAUUUCACUGACAAUCUCUGUAUCCAUUUUCUAUAGUCGCGAGUGCCUGUAUGAGUAGGAACAUACAUGACGGUCAGUCUCAAUAAUCCGAACUUAGUGAACAACUUCGAACGUGGGGGAAUUAUUACCGGAUCGCUAGUGAGC